AUGAAGUUACUCCCGUUUUUCGCCAUUAUUUCAGCGCAAAAGCCUCCAGAGCACAAAGUUUUCAAGCUCCAGUCCAAACUCGAGUGGGUAGUUGAUACUUAUUACGCUGAUUCUUUUCCAAAAUGGAGUGCGGGAAUGAAGGCGAAAACAAAACGAGUUGGGCUCAAACUCGUUGAUGAGUACAAACGAAAAAUCACCGAAAUGGAAAGUGCUUGUUUUGAAGGAUCUGGAUCAGAAGAAGAGGAUAAUCGAGCUGGAGAAGUUCUCAGAAGCAAUAUUGAAAACUUGAGAUUUGUUCAAGAUGACCCAUGCCGAGGCUCAAAACAACUCACCAGAAACAUGAUAAAAUGGGCGAACGAAAACAUUCUCGACUACAACUGUGAUGGUUCUCCUAAAGAAGAGCAAGGAGAAAACUCAAGAAAAGAGCGGGUCAUCAAAAAGUGGGAGAAAAUUCAGCGCCGAUUUCAGACACGAAUUGACUGCAAUUGA
Molecule: messenger RNA, 489 nt
Organism: Oikopleura dioica
Lineage: Eukaryota; Metazoa; Chordata; Appendicularia; Copelata; Oikopleuridae
Source: the annotation of a GenBank genome assembly